AUGAACAAUUCCUACGCCAUGGCUGGUGCUGGUGAGAACCAUCGUCGCUCAGAGAGCUCAGAAGGCUUGAUGGGCGAAGACAAGACCUUUUCUUGCACGCACCCUGGGUGCAACAGACGCUUCACUCGGGCUGAGCAUAUGCAACGUCAUGCUCUCAACCAUAUGCCUGGCGGGUUGAGCUGCGAUUUAUGCAAUGCUCACUUCAAGCGACCUGAUCUGUUGAAACGGCAUAUGGACCGUCACCGCCAAAAAGAUCUCGAAGCAGGCGGACCAGGCUGCGGCGUUUUAGACACACGAAAGCGAUCUUGGAAGGCCCCGGACGGGUCUGUUGUAGAAAAGCGGCCCUGCCCGAAUCCGUCUGGACGGGGCCGGGCAUCGGGAGGAAAAGAGCGUCCUCAAGCUCAACAAGUUCCUUCACCUGACCCAGAACCCCACGACGGGGAUCAUAGUCUGUCCGGCUUAGACAUUGAGCCAGACCAAGACUACUCCAUCGACAACAUAUCACCAGAGUUUCACAGGCGCUCAACCUUGGAUCUUCGGCCAGGAAGCCAGAGCGACGCUCAACAGUAUUCCAUUGGACGUCAAGACGUUGUCAAUCCAACUGAACCUGUCACCAACUUCUCGGGGUUCCCUCCUUCUUUACAGUUUUCCGAUUUUAUAGGAUCGGAGAGCCACUUCGACAUCAAUACGACCCAGUCCAGUAGCUGGGGUGAGACAUCAUUCAUGAGCGAACAGUUGGACUACGAUCAGAUCUUCCAACCCGACACUGCCAGCUCCUUUAAUAUGCCAUACACGACUGCGCUGGAUUACAACUGGCUAUUCAACAUGCAAGAAAACUCAGCCCUCAUCGCAGCGUCGAGACCUUCGAAUCUAGCUCAAGACUUUGAAACUCACAUGGCAAACAAUCAAUCCCAACCUAAAUCGCAAGCAAACGUCGCCAUCACGCCGGAGUCGAUGAAGAGCGCACAGCUGUGGACAGAGCCCAUGGAGAUGACUAGCAAGGAUCAGGAGAGACAGAGGUCGUCCGAUCCACCAAGCAAUACCUCAACAACCGCUAGUGAAGCUGCCAGACGGCAAGCGAUGAGAAACUCCAGGGAGAGGAGCUCAGACAUCGCGCAGUUUCGAAGACCUAGCGAUGCGCCAUCAGCAGCUCGGCAGCGUUACCCUGCACCCAGCCGGCCAACUCCGACCGAACCAGAAAGACCACUGUCUUCCUUGAGGAAGCCGCUUACAAUCCCUCCUAUUGGCGAAGAUGUGAGAGAGAGGCUGUUAAACGUCAUUGACGGCGCCAAGCCUAACCUGCCUGACCAACGCGCCACGAUAUGGGAGCACCCGUUACUAUCAGCGGACUCACUAAAGUCGUAUCUGGAGCUAUUCUUCACUCGCUUCAACACCGCAUACCCACUCAUCCACCUAGAAACAUUUGACUGCAGGAAUACCGAACCUUUGCUCCUGUUGUCCAUCCUGCUGUUAGGUGCUACGUACUCGAGCAAAGACUGCCAUCAACUUGCUGUUUGCAUACAUGAUGUAAUCCGGCCGAGCAUCUUUGCCCAUGCCGGAUUCUCACCUAGGCCAGAGCUCUGGACAUUGCAGACAAUUCUGCUGGUCGAGUGCUUUGGCAAGUCGCGUGCCGGUCAGAAACAACACGACAUGAGCCAUUUGUUCCAUGGACUUCUGAUCAAUCUCAUUCGCCGUUCCGAUUGCCAGACUGUGCGACCGCCGGGUCCGCCACCAGUCUCGGGCGAAGAUAACCCCAGCAUCUUGGACCAGGCAUGGAGGAAGUGGGCCGAUGCGGAGCAGAAGAAAAGGUUGGCCUUGCUCUGUUUUAUGUGGGAUACGCAGCACGCAGUUCUCUUCUGCCAGAGUCUCUGCAUGUCAGCUUUUGAGCUCCGACUGGAACUACCGUGCAGCCAGAGCAUAUGGGAAGCUCGGGAUGCCGCAUCAUGGGCGUCGGCAUGGCGCUCAAGUCUUAGCGACCAGAGGUUGUUCUACUUGCCCACUCUGAAAUCUUAUCUUACACCUUCAGCCCCGCGACCAGCUGGCCUCACUGGAUUCUCGAGGAUUCUUGUUCUUCAUGGCUUGAUGUCCAUCUCUUGGGACAUGGGCCGGCGUGAUCAGACGGCUCUGGGUGUCGUCUCCGGAGAUAGCUUCGGGAUGGGUUGGCGCAAAUUGCUGAGCACCGCCUACGACGCAUGGAAAAACGACUUUGAUGCAUUCUGCAGCAGCUUCGCGUCCCAAUUACAACGGGGAUCUGCCUCCCAGGCCCAGGGAGUUCAACGGCAGGAGGGCGACGAAGAUAUGACUCGGAAAGUGGAGUUCGAGUCGUUCGCGGCAGCAUACAAGGCUCUCUAUCAUUCAGCACAAGCUUUACUCAACAUGGACUUCUUGGAUGUUCAGAUAUACGCUGGUGCUCGUCACAUCCUCGGUAGGCCAGUACAGCAACGAGACUACCACAGAUCCGCACAGGUUGUGAAGAAAUGGGCUGCGUCAGCUUGCGAGAUACAGCAGCAGCAGCAAAACCACCCACUCGUCCCAAGACAAGAUCGAGGAGGGGCUGCCGACACCAACGCCGACCAAUCCAAGCAAUCCGCGUCCGAAGCAGCAUGGCACGCGGCGAGAAUGCUAGUCGAAACCAAGCGAACGCUGAACAGCAUGGAGGCCAUGAACCUCUUCCACGUGCCGUGGUGUCUGUACCUGGCGACGCUUACCUGCUGGGCCUAUCACCACGCGCGACCUAGUCGAUCGUACGGGGCAUCUUCGCGGCGGGCGUUUGACGCCUUUGAUGAUGAGGAUGACUUUGAGGACGACGAGAUGAUUUGGGAUCCGCAAGGUGAGAUGGAGGCUCUGGUUGCGAGCAUGUCGGAGCGCGCGGUACGGGGCGAGGUCGCUCUACGGAGAGAGCGGAAGAGGACGAAUGGCUUGGUUUGGAUUAUGGCGGACGUUUUGACGACGGUGAGAUGGGGGAUUGUGCACGCUGGCGUAGUGGUGUUACGGGGUCUUGUGCCUCAGCGCCUGAUCAACCAUGCAUUCUACACAGUCAGCUUGAGCGGCGAUGUGUUCGGCCGAAGCUUGGCUGACAAUGUUGAGAUGCCCAUGUCAGAGUUCAAGCGUGGAUCUAUCGGCAACAUGACGGCAAUUAACUACUAUGAGCGUAUAACGGAGGUCUAUCGUUUGGACAAUACUCCAAUUUUGAUCGCUUCUGCCGUCAGCUUCAUCAUCGGCUACCUCCAGUAUACCUACGUUGUCAGGCUCACCCUACGUGAAGGAAAGGGUCCGAUGCCCUUCUGGAUGCAUUCAUUUUACCUCGCCCACGACUCGACAUGGUCUUAUACCCUUGGCAAGGCCGCCUCUCAGUACGGGGAGCACUGGUACCUGAGAGGCACGUCAAUAGCGCUCUUCCUCUGGACGAUGCUGGAAGUAUGGACUAUCCAUCGAUCCAUCACCAAAGAGCGCGAUGCCAGCUUUGGGAAUGUCCUCGGAAAGCAGCCAUCAAUGUCGGCAGCCAUUACAUACGCCCUGGCGCUGCAGAUGGGCAUGUACUCGAUCGUGCUUCUGGCCAUUGAGUUCAUGGGUGAGGGAUCCGUCAUGCAAUGGUUCUGCUUCACCAACGUCCUGAUCGUCCUUGGGCCUACGCAUCACUACUUGAGGGCUGGGUCCCGGCAUGGACUAUCUCUCGGUUUCUGCGUCGUCAACAUCAUCGGCACCAUCUGGACCUUUGCGCCUUUCGGGUUCUUUGUGCUCACUAUUCCGGAAAUCUUCGAUCAACAGUUGUACUAUAUCAUUGGGGUUAUUCUCACAGUGUAUUCCGUUGGGUGCUUCCACGUGGUAUCCCAGUAUCCGAGCAAGACUAGAGUCAUGGAUAAGGGUGGGAAGCAGCCAAUCUGGUAG
Messenger RNA from Colletotrichum paranaense, 3888 nucleotides. RefSeq lists its product as uncharacterized. Gene Ontology annotation, biological process: DNA-templated transcription; regulation of transcription by RNA polymerase II. Gene Ontology annotation, cellular component: chromatin. The coding region runs from base 1 to 3888 and encodes 1295 amino acids. The record is from RefSeq and is a predicted model, not a curated record. Lineage: Eukaryota; Fungi; Ascomycota; Sordariomycetes; Glomerellales; Glomerellaceae. Gene Ontology annotation, molecular function: DNA-binding transcription factor activity, RNA polymerase II-specific; RNA polymerase II cis-regulatory region sequence-specific DNA binding; zinc ion binding. The transcript is spliced from 5 exons.